AUGACACCAGUCUCGUUCCACAUCAAGAUCUAUUCCGACACCGUUUGUCCAUGGUGCUACAUCGGUCUCAAAACCUUAGAACAAGCAAUAACACUCUACCAACGCACCUACCCCGGCGGUUCCAAAGAUUUCUUCCACAUAACCUGGUCACCUUUCUAUCUAGACCCCUCAGCCCCUAUCCCAGGCAUCCUCGCAGAAACCCGCAUAGCACAAAAAAACGGAGCCGAUCGUGCAGAAGGGAUUAAACUGCGACUUCGGCGUGUCGGGAAAGCUCAUGGUAUUGAUUUCACUUUUGCUGGUAAAGUUGGGAAUACGAGGGAUUCGCAUCGGUUGAUGUAUUUGGCUGGAUUGAAGGGAGAGGAUGUGCAGAUGAUGUUGGCAAAGGAGUUGUUCAAAGCGCAUUUUGAAGGUGACGCUGAUAUUACUGAUCAUGUCGUUUUGAUCAAGGCUGGAAUUGCUGCUGGUAUGGAGGAAAAAGUGGUCGUCGCAUGGCUGGAGAGUGACAAUGGAGGAGAAGAAGUGGAUAGAGAGGCGCAAAAAGCCAGGGAGUCAGGAGUGAACUCAGUGCCAACGUUUGAGAUUAACGGAAAGAGGCUCGAAGGUGCAGAAGAUGUUUCGGCUUUCUAUGAAGCGUUCAGUGAAAUUAAAGAGACCCUAUGCUGAUGAUAGGCGUCGAUCGAUAGAUGUCAUCGUGUCCAUCAUUAACUCAUCUUAUUCCUCGGCGCUUCAUCUCUUCCUUCAAUUCCAAAGAUUCUUUCUUCAGCUGCUCAUUGCUAUA
Molecule: messenger RNA, 778 nt
Organism: Aureobasidium pullulans EXF-150
Lineage: Eukaryota; Fungi; Ascomycota; Dothideomycetes; Dothideales; Saccotheciaceae
Product: thioredoxin-like protein
Exons: 2
Coding region: 1-663 (220 amino acids)
Molecular function (GO): oxidoreductase activity
Source: RefSeq, a predicted model, not a curated record